Dicrocoelium dendriticum is the source of this 3142-nucleotide messenger RNA. NCBI's taxonomy places the organism in Eukaryota, Metazoa, Platyhelminthes, Trematoda, Plagiorchiida, Dicrocoeliidae. The record is from the annotation of a GenBank genome assembly.
UUUACUUUCAAAGGACAGUUCCGGAACAGUGUUUACAAGUGUCGUGCAAAAAUUUGACUUUUGUCAAAUUUCGCUUGAUCCAAAGAAUUUUGGAUCAUCGUUUUCCCCGGAUUACGUCGUACCCGUUUUCGGGUACUUACCAACGUCGUCCAUCUUUUUCGGGUUCAGCCUCUGGCUAUUUUCCGGUAUUUUUGUGUUUUGUAAUCCGUUUUGCACCUUGUUUAACCCAUAACUGUUUCUGUUGACUGCCCUGCAGGUAACAGCUUGUCGGUUUUACGUUUUGAUACUUGUUUCACACUCUUUGAAAGCGUCAUGUCGGAUUCACUGAAUACCGGCGCUAAUGUGUCUUCGGCUGCAUUGAUCAGCGAAUCUAAUGCUGUAUGCGGCAGCGGGAGCUGCUCAAAGCCCGUGACGGACGAGUCUGGUGGCAUGCAGUGCUAUGUAUGCAACUGCUGGUACCAUGAGACCUGUACCGAUUUGAGCCCUGAUCAGUACGCAAUGCUUUCGACUAGCGAUAGCAUGCUGUUCAAUUGUCUUCUAUGCCGUCGCCGUCGAUCUACGCGUCUUGAGGUCACUGAGGAGACAUCGAGCAACGUCGGGCUGGGUAACCAGCAGUUGUGGUCUUUCCUCAUAUCUCUUGAUCGGAAAGUGGAGUUACUGAUGAGGAAUAUGGGAGUCUCUAUUGAUGUCGGCUCAUUGGAGGAAGACACGCAACUAACCUCAAUUGCUGUCGAUGAAAAUCCGACUGAGGUGAUGGCUACCGUGUCGUGUGUCCCAGCGGUCCAGAAUGCCUCUAAAGGGGCCUCUGAUGUCGUACUGGAAGCCGUCCAAAGCGAGACCGAACUUAUGGCCCCUGGGCCCAAUAAAAGCAAGAGGAAGAGGGCUAAGAAAGUCCGUAAGGCUGCCUCAAAGCCUGAAGGUACUGAAAGCAUUAAGGUAUUGGAGGUGGAACACAAAACUCCAACUCCAAUCACCCCAGUUCCAUUGGCGAAGCAACGCGCCGUGUCGACUUCGGCCACACCCGCAAAGUCUGAAAAGACUAGACCGGUGAGGGAGUUGGAGGCAGAGAAUAAAGCCUCAACCUCAAUUACUCCAGCUCACUUGGCGAAGAAACGCGCCGUGUCAUCUGCCAAACCGGUCGAAACUGAGGUCGCGUCGAAGACGCGUGGAGUGAAUACGCCUCGUCGAGGUGAUUCUUUUACUGAUAGUAGCGUUAUCUUUCGUAACGUUGCUGAAUCCGCGGCAGCUCUUCCAAAGGAACGCAUGCUGGAUGACCUCCAGUGGUUCAAGCUCUGCGUCAACAAGAUGCUUCCACCUGGUUUCCCCGGUGUCACUAUCAGGAAACUAACCAGAUUGGGGAACGUCCCUGUAGACACGCCAAAUCCGCGACCCCGACUACUUCGUGUAGUCCUCUCAACCCCGGAGGAACGCAAAGCGUUAAUGCGCUUUGCAUUCAAACUCAAGGGUAGUAAUGUCAGCGUUCAGCCGGACCUCCCACUGGCAGAUCGACUGAAGUUAAAGGAAGCCAUCAAAAGCCUCAAGAGCAGGCGGGCGGCUGGUGAGCAAGGCCUUCGUCUUGUGGGUUUUCAGGUGGUCAGCCGGAAGUCAAAUUCUGCCCUACCAGAACCUCUCCUGGUAGCGUACGACCCAGGGCUGGUCGUGCCGAGUUCCUUCGGGUAGUGCUUAGUAAUGUGCGUAGCCUAAGGAACAAGGUACACGAGGUGGGUCUACUUGUAGACAAAUCUCGUCCCGACAUACUUGCUAUCACCGAAACGUGGCUGUCCCCGGAUAUCACAGACGGUGAAGUAUGUUUUCCUGGCUACGCACUGCUUAGAUGCGAUCGCUCCGUUGGCCGCCAAGGUGGGGGCGUCGCUCUUUAUGUGAGUUGUAAACUCGAUGUGUUGAGGACCUGUGUGUUCCAGUCGCCGGAUCAAACUGUUGAAGCCCUCUCGACUAUUGUGUGCACUUCCUCUGCUCAGUUUACAGUUGUAGUGGUAUAUCGAAGUCCUGGAAGUAUCUCCAGGGAGGUUAUUGAAUUUAUUCGUACUCAGGCUGCCAAUAGGUGUCUAAUACUGGGUGACUUCAACCUCCCUGAAGUCUGCUGGGCUGAUCUAUCUUGCAGUUCGGCGGUGGGCACUUUCGGUUCGGAUCUCCUUGAGCUAACAUUGCAACUGCCUUUGCAUCAGUUCGUGGACCUCCCGACUAGAUAUAUGCGCAACCAAAUUCCGUCUACCUUGGAUCUCAUUUUUGCGAAGUCACACGAUUUCGUAAGUGAUAUUACCUACGACUGUCCUCUAGGAGCCAGUGACCAUGUCUGCAUAUCCUUUCGAUGUGCUCUAACUAAGUGUCAUCAAGCUACCGCUGAGGCAUGUCCAAAUAUUUGGCGGGCAGACUUUAACGCAAUGCGAGACAAAGCUUCAGUUUUGCGUUGUGCGAUCACCGUGGCUGACACCGUUGAGACAGCCUGGGAGAAAUUUAAGGCAUACCUCACCGAGAUCUCUGCUCCCCACAUCCCACUCACUAAGAGAAGGGUGACACGGGCGCAGCCUCCAUGGAUAGAUCAUACAGGUAAAUACCUGCUCAGGAAGCGCUCUAAGUGCUGGCGAACUUACCAAGCGGCUUCAUCAACCAGCACCUACGAAAGCUAUCGAGCGGUUAGAAAUAAAUGUAAGCAUCAUCUUAGAACUCUUCGUCUUCAGUACGAGGAGGAUUUGGCUAACGCAGCCGUAACAAACCCAAAGAAGUUCUUUGCUUACGUAAAGAGACGUAGCGGUACAAACUCGUCUAUACCGGCUUUACUACGAGCGGACGGGACCCAUGGGCAUACCGACUAUGAUAAUGCCUGUAUACUUAGCGAACAGUAUACUGGUGUCUUUUCUCAUGAGGCCUCUCUACCUCAGGUUGAGCUGGUCACAAAAGUUCCGGAGGAUUCUUGCCUAACUGAAAUCAGCAUAACGGAGACACAAGUCUUCGGGCUAUUGCAAGGGCUAAAUCCUUCCAAAGCUUCUGGCCCUGAUUCAAUUCAUCCGAAGCUGAUGCAUGAAUUGGCCGCUGAGCUAAGUGGCCCUCUGACAUGCAUGUUUACAAUAUCACUCGACAGCUGUGCCUUACCUUCGGAAUGGAAGAAGGCAAUCAUCUGUCC